AUGGACUUGGAUAGGAAUGAGUUUAAGAUUCCGGAAAUCAUCUUUGAUCCGACCCUGGUACUCAGUCCGCAUGUAUGCUUGCUGAGUGGUGAGAUCACAGGUUUCGAUCAAAUCACCAGACCGUACCUCCUUCGAUACGCUGGAGCCAAGGAAUUCAGCAGCAGUGAAGAGGUUACCGAUGCUCUCCAAAACGUCAUCCUACAGCACGCAGAUAUCCGCACCUUUGUCCGACAUUAUGAGGUGGAUGUUGAUGUUCAAGGCAUCAUCCGCAAAACUGGUUCUCAAACACCGUUGGUGCGAUUUACGUGCUCCUUGAGUGCUUCAAUUGACCCAGAUCGACUGUAUAAGUUCUCUCCUGAAGAAUCCAAGUCCCUCAGUGAGCUCCCUGUGGUUCGUACACGGCAGGACACAGUAAACAAAGGCAAGCGGAAAUGGGAAGACCGCAAAACCAAGUUAGACCGUGCCAUUAUGGCAUGUCAAGCCGCCUUUGGCUACUUUGAUGAAGGAGAUCGGAUGAUGGAAGCAAAGCGGAAGUAUAACAAAGCUGUCCGUGAACUGUGUAAUGAGAAGCAACGACAGCGGAACCGACGGAUCCGGGAGAAUCUAGAGCGGUAUAGGAAUGAGCAACCCGUGAUUGACCUUGAGCGGCAACUGACAGGGAAGCUGGUGGAUACCAAGGUAAUGGGGGCUUUAGAGCACAAGGGUUUCAUGCCUCUGUAG
Aspergillus glaucus CBS 516.65 is the source of this 720-nucleotide messenger RNA. RefSeq lists its product as uncharacterized. Lineage: Eukaryota; Fungi; Ascomycota; Eurotiomycetes; Eurotiales; Aspergillaceae. The record is from RefSeq and is a predicted model, not a curated record. Bases 1 to 720 code for a protein of 239 amino acids. The transcript has 4 exons.